Molecule: messenger RNA, 1530 nt
Organism: Exophiala dermatitidis NIH/UT8656
Lineage: Eukaryota; Fungi; Ascomycota; Eurotiomycetes; Chaetothyriales; Herpotrichiellaceae
Product: aminomethyltransferase
Exons: 1
Coding region: 1-1530 (509 amino acids)
Biological process (GO): glycine catabolic process
Cellular component (GO): mitochondrion
Molecular function (GO): protein binding; aminomethyltransferase activity
Source: RefSeq, a predicted model, not a curated record
AUGUCUCCUUAUCGGGGCCUGAGGCCAUUGCUGGCAGCGAGCUCGGGGGCGGGUAGGCCCAUACGAUGGAUGCCACGGAGAGAACUGAGUAGUCUCAACAGCGCCUCUUCAUUUAUCCCAUCUCUAUCAACAUGCCAACGGCAAGAUGCUUCACCACCGUAUCAUUGGAAAACUCCACCGGCAUUGUCAUUAGUAAGAUCAACCACCUUGCAGCAAUGGACAUCGCGGUCCAGGUUUGUGACGAAGUUUGCACAACGGCACAGCUACUCGACCUCUUCGGAGUCCGGUGAGCAAGAGCUCAAACGGACACCACUGUACGAGCUGCAUACCUCGCUGGGCGCUAAGAUGGUACCGUUCGCCGAGUUUGCCAUGCCACUAGAAUAUCCGGACCAGUCGCAUCGGGAAUCGCAUCUCUGGACACGAAGCAACGCAUCGCUCUUCGAUGUGUCGCACAUGGUACAACAUAAAAUGUCUGGCGAAUUGGCCGAGGAAUUCCUGAUGACGAUCACGCCGAGCGCAAUCAACGAGAUUGAGAAACACCACUCGACGCUCUCCUGUCUGCUGAACAAGCAGGGCGGUAUCGUCGACGACACGGUCAUUACGCGCAUCGGCAAGGACAGCUUUUACUUUGUGACCAAUGCAGGCUGCCGCAAGGGCGAUCUCGCAUUCAUCGAGGCGGAGAUGGACGAGUUCUUGAAGUCCAAAGGCAACCCGAAAGACAAAGCCAUCAACUGGCAUGUUCUGGAUCACCAUGCCCUGAUCGCGCUACAGGGUCCUGCUGCGGCAUCCGUGCUCCAGUCUCUCGUGUACAACGAUACCGAGGACGAAUCGUACGACACCAAAUUGGACUCGCUGUACUUUGGCACCAGCCGAUGGCUGCAGUUGACCCUACCGGAGACGGGCAUGAACACCCCGUCCCUACUGAUUACUCGCACCGGAUACACCGGCGAGGACGGGUUCGAGAUCUCGAUCCCGCCCGAGAACGGCGACGCCACGGAGCUAGCCACCUCGAUCGCGAAAGCCCUGACGGCCGACUCGUCCAAAGUCCGCUGGGCCGGCUUGGGAGCCCGAGACUCGCUCCGCCUGGAGGCCGGCAUGUGUCUGUACGGCCACGACCUGAAUGACACCAUCACCCCUCCAGUAGCCUCGUUGGGCUGGUUGGUGGGCAAGUCCCGCCGCGGCGAAAACCCCCAGCCACCAUUCAACGGUCACGAAAUCAUCAACAAGCAAUUGGCGUCUCCCAAAACCAUGCCGCAGCGUCGGGUUGGCUUCCUCGUGGAAAAAGGCCCCGCGGCACGAGAGGGGGCUGAGAUCGUCGAUCCCGGAUCCGACAAUCAAGUCAUCGGCCACGUCACCUCUGGCUGUCCCAGUCCCAGUUUAGGAGGGCAGAACAUCGCUAUGGGCUACGUCAAAAACGGAUUCCACAAAAAAGGCACCAAAGUCGGGAUCAAAGUCCGCAAGAAUGUCAGACAGGCCGAGGUCGCUAAGAUGCCCUUUGUUGAGUCCAAGUUCUACCGACCGUCGACUUAG